Messenger RNA from Polistes dominula (European paper wasp), 9433 nucleotides. Its product is annotated as domino. NCBI's taxonomy places the organism in Eukaryota, Metazoa, Arthropoda, Insecta, Hymenoptera, Vespidae. Gene Ontology annotation, cellular component: Swr1 complex. Gene Ontology annotation, molecular function: ATP binding; histone binding; ATP hydrolysis activity. Gene Ontology annotation, biological process: chromatin remodeling. The record is from RefSeq and is a predicted model, not a curated record.
GACGUCAUUCUGGUGUUUGCUCGUGAAGCACGCGGUUAGCCCGAUGAAGAAAAAGUCAAGUGGAUGGAAUUAUUCAAGGAGAGAAGAAGAUACAUCGUGGUCAAUUUGAAGAUGAAGAAGUCUCCUUUUAAUGGUUUUCUUCAACUCAUUAAAAAUCGAAUAUUUCAAUGUCGUACAUCGAAGAUACGCAUCCUACGUAUUUUUCCUUUAUACGGAAGCUUUGUUCAUCAGGCACGCACAUGGUCAGAGAUAGGCAAUCGUGUGCACGUGGUGUCGAACAGAAAAUAUUUCAACGGUGGAAUGAGCUCCAAGUAUCAUCGGAACACAGGAUGAGAUGAUAAAAAUGUCACAUGUAAUGAGUGAUAAGCAAAGUGCACCUAUUUUGCCGCCCCUUUCCGGGGGUGGAGGAAAUAAUGGGGGAAACAAUGGUGGUGCAGCACAACAAACUGUCAGUCUCCAGCAAGUUCUGGCUUCAGCUCAAGGGCUCAAUGUACUCACUACUGGUGGUGGCCAGCAGUUUGUUAUUACUUCACAAGUUCCCGGUCUUACACAGGUUAUUACAAGUAGUGCUACAACCAAUACAAAUGUUCAGCAAGUUGGUGUUACGAGGAUUGUUAAUAUUAGUAACACAGCACCUCGUGUUAGCACUGUGGGAGUUCCAGGUGCAAGUGGUACGCCUCUUACAUCACCUUCUCGUCAAACUUCGACAAAGGUUGUAUUGGCGACUUCACCUAAACUUGUACGAACUUCUAUGGGGAACAUGUUCAUUGCGCCUACUUCUCAAGUUUCAAUGCAAUCACCACCAGCAAGGAAAAGAUUAAAACUUACAGAAAAUACGGAAAAAGUAACUGCUACUGCAGAUGAUUGUACGAGUUAUAAAAAACGUAUUUUAGAACACAAGAUAAAGAGAAUGAGAGCAAUAAGAGAAAAAUAUACAGAGAACGUUUCAGAAUUGUUCUUCCUUCAUGUUGGUGGAAAUAUGAUGGAUUAUCAAGCUUGGAGAAAACGUCCACCUACAUCACAGUAUUUACAUUUUUUAAGGCAACAUAGAUUAGAUCCAGAUGAUGAUGAUGAAGAUUUAACGGUUCCAUUACCAUCAAUACGAGAAAUUCCACUAUCUCCAGUUACGACAUCUGCUUCAACUACAGUUCCUACGAAUCAGAGCGCAGAAGUAAAAAUUUCUGGAGUUGGUGUGACUCCGGUUGCAGUAUCUACAACUUUACCUGCUGCUGUUGCUCAACUUAAUCAACAAGGACAAGUACCAGGUAGGCCUCAAGGGGGCCGCCAUGGCAUGGUGUUUGCCUUCCGAGCAGCAAUACAGUCUUCACCAGUCACCGUUCACCCUCCACCUACUUCUACUCUAGCACCCACGCUCAUUAUAGGUGGAACUCCAUUAGUCCCAGAGAUGCCAAAACAAACAACUCCUGCGAGUCCAGUUACAGAGAAAACACCUAUCACUCCGGUUGUAACAAAAGCUCCUAGCCCAUCUAGAAGUACUUCUCAACCUGCUGUUAAGUUUACGAAAUUAUCUUCUACUUCUGCAACUUCAAGUGAUAUUACGAAUAAUCAAGAACAAAUUGUAGAAAAAGCAAAACAAGAAGCGUACGUAAUGCAAAGGAUUGCGGAAUUACAACGAGAUGGGCUAUGGUCCGAAAGAAGAUUACCAAAGGUACAAGAGCCUGCAAGAACAAAGGCUCAUUGGGAUUAUUUAUUGGAGGAAAUGGUUUGGCUAGCUGCUGAUUUUGCGCAAGAAAGAAAGUGGAAGAAAGCUGCUGCGAAAAAAUGUGCACGCAUGGUGCAAAAACAUUUUCAAGAAAAAGCUAUUCAAGCUCAAAAAGCUGAAAAGUCUCAAGAACUUCGACUCAAGAAAAUUGCCAGUUUUGUUGCAAAAGAAAUUAAAACUUUUUGGGCUAAUGUAGAAAAGCUGGUGGAGUAUAAACAGCAAACAAGGCUAGAAGAGAAAAGAAAAAAGGCAUUAGAUCAGCAUUUAAAUUUCAUUGUAGGACAAACAGAAAAAUAUUCAACAUGGUUAACUGAAGGUCUUAAUAAAACUGAUGGCUCUCAGAGUAUUCCAGCUUCAAUAAAUAGUUCACGUAUUUCCUCGCCAGUACCAACUGGGAAACCUCCUUCUGAUGAGGAAUUUCAGCCAAAUCAAAGUUCAGAUGACGACGAAGAAACAAUAGCUAAAGCAGAAGAAGAAAUGAAAUCAACUACAGAUCAAAAAGAAGAAAUAGAAUUAUUAAAAAAAGAAUCAGAAAUGCCUUUAGAAGAUCUUCUGAAAGAUCUACCACCAAAUUAUUUAGAAGAUAGAAAUAAAAGCUUGUCACCUAGUGAAAAAGAAGUUGAAGAAGCGGAAAAUGAAAAAAGUUCGGAUAAAGAUACUGAUUUUGUAGCUGCGUCGGAUGAGUCUUCCGAUGAAGAAGAUACUAUAAUGGAACAGGAAAAAAUAGAAGGAAGCACAGACCACAAGCAGGAGUUGGACGAUCUCAAGGCAGAGAAUGAAAUGUCUAUUGAUGAACUUAUGGCAAAAUAUGGUAACAUGUCAAAUGAUCCACCAAUGGAUGUAGAAGAGGAUGAUGCUCAAGAGUCUGAUAAAGAAACUGACCAAGAAAAAACUCAGGAGAACGAAGAACAAGUAACUAGUAGUGAAAGUGAAAGUGAAGAAAGCGAUGAAGCUGAGGAUUCACAAAUGCAUAGUGAUACGGAAACAGAUGUAGGCCUAAAAUCUUUAUUAGAAGAACCAUCUACUGAGAAACCGAGUGAAAAUAAGACUUCAGAAGCAGAUCACGUCGAAGAUGCUCAUAAUGAAAUGGACAAUGUAGCAGCUUUAGCAGAAAGCAUACAACCUAAAGGCAAUACUUUGCUUACUACUUGUGUUGUUACAAAAAUCCCGUUUCUUUUAAAACAUUCACUUCGGGAGUAUCAACAUAUUGGGUUGGAUUGGCUUGUAACAAUGUAUGAUAGAAAGUUGAAUGGUAUUUUAGCCGAUGAAAUGGGUUUGGGAAAAACUAUACAGACAAUAGCAUUGUUAGCACAUUUGGCUUGCGAAAAGGGUAACUGGGGUCCUCAUCUUAUAAUAGUACCAACAUCUGUAAUGCUUAAUUGGGAAAUGGAAUGUAAAAAGUGGUGUCCAGGAUUUAAAAUAUUAACGUAUUAUGGUACACAAAAAGAGAGAAAGCAAAAGAGGACAGGAUGGACCAAACCAAACGCUUUUCACAUAUGCAUUACAUCUUACAAACUUGUUAUACAAGAUCAUCAAAGUUUUAGAAGAAAAAAAUGGAAAUACCUUAUUUUAGACGAAGCUCAAAAUAUUAAAAAUUUUAAGUCACAAAGAUGGCAAUUGCUAUUAAAUUUUCAAACGCAACGGCGAUUGCUACUAACAGGAACGCCUCUUCAAAAUAAUUUAAUGGAAUUAUGGUCUUUAAUGCAUUUUUUAAUGCCAAAUGUGUUUCAAUCUCAUAGAGAAUUUAAAGAGUGGUUCAGUAAUCCUGUUACCGGAAUGAUUGAAGGAAACAGCGAGUACAACGAGAAUAUUAUUCGUCGUCUACACAAGGUACUAAGACCGUUUCUUUUAAGGAGAUUAAAAACUGAGGUGGAAAAACAAUUGCCAAAGAAAUAUGAGCAUGUCGUUAUGUGUCGAUUGUCCAAAAGACAAAGAUACUUGUAUGAUGAUUUCAUGUCUCGAGCCAAGACGAAGGAAACUUUGGCUAGUGGAAAUUUGUUAAGUGUAAUUAACGUAUUAAUGCAAUUGCGCAAAGUGUGUAAUCAUCCAAACUUAUUUGAAGUCCGACCUACAGUUUCACCGUUUCAAAUGGAAGCAAUAGAAUUUAUUACAGCUUCUCUAGUAUGGAGUAUUUUUGAUUAUGAUCCAUUUAAACAUAUUGACCUGUCUACCUUAAAUCUGUUAUUGUUAGACUUGGAAUUUACAUUAACAGCAUUUGGGGCACAUAGAAUAAAACGCUUAAAAACUCCUAGAAAACUAAUUGAAGAAAUAGAUAGUCAGCCAGAUCCACCUCCUAGAUGUCCUUCAGGAAAAAUUAAAAUUAAUGUCAGAUUAUCAAAUCAAGUUAAACCAUCGUCAACUCCACAGCCGGCUCAAACUAAAGUUAAAAGUUUAGCUGGUAUAUUACCAACUCCAAGGGUUGGCACAUCACCAUUAAUUAAAUCUUUAAAUAAUCAAAGUACUCCAGGUCAAGGUGUAACAUUGCGAGUAGCAGGUGGUCAACAAUUGCAAGGAUAUUCCGUGCAAUUGGUGCAGCAUCAAGGCAGUGUGAAAGCUAUACCUGUUGGAACAUUGGCACAUAACUCACAAAGUACAACGACUACAUCAACAACAGCAUCUACGAAUGCACAGAGAAUUACAGUUGGGAAUGCAAAUAUUCGAGAUGGACUGCAAAGGUUGGCUACACAGACAGUUACAGUCAAACAAGGUGAUUCCGUCCAGAGAAUACCAGUGCCUGGUUUUGCACAGCUGGUUCAAACCUCUACUGGUAGACAUAUCAUUUUGACUUCAAAUCAACAAAAUACUAACACAGUUUCAUUUCCGGUAAUGACACCGACUGGACAACGAUUAACAGUACUAUCUAAAUCUAUAAUGGGCCUAUCUACUUCUGCGACCACAGUAAAUAAAGUCGUUGGAGGAGUUGUUACAACUUCGAGUGGAACUAGUGGGAGACCAGUAAUGAGGGUUCCGCCCUUGAAUGUUACUGGAUCACAGGCACAGUCUACUGCUGGUAAUGGACAACCUACUCAACAAACUUUGCGCUGUGGCAUUAUUACAAGGCAUACGAUAAAGGAAUCUGAAAAGACCCAAGCAAAGGAACAGCCUAAAUCAGAAUUUCAUUUGCCACAAUUGGAAGAAGAAAGAAAGCAAAGAAGACAAGGAAAACUUCGUACAUUGGCAAACAUCAACGAAGGUCGAUGUGAAGCGUGUCCUUUAUACGGUGAAGAUUUAUUUACUGCAUUAAGAAUUGGAAAACCAUCCACAGCUUGCACUUGGCAUAAUGGUCUUGUAAAUUGCACAACUGCCAAAAUGCCUGUUCGUACACGGAAGCAAUUUUUCUCCUGUACAGAAGCGUUAGCAGAAGCAAUAAAAAGUACUGAACGAAUUGUUGAAGAACUUAAAGAAGUUUUUGAGAGAUUUGUUGUUUACGUUCCUGCUGUACGUGCACCAGUACCGCGCUUCCAUGUUUCUCAUCCACCGCCGCAUAAACUUUGGAGUCAGCGUCGCAUACAGAUAGAAUUGCAACACGAGUUGUCACAGAAAAUGCAAUUAUUCCAUCCGGUGACCAGGUCGAUGAUGACACAGUUCCCUGAACCUAGAUUAAUACAAUACGAUUGUGGUAAACUACAGUCCUUGGAUCUUCUUCUUAGAAAAUUGAAGUCUGAAAAUCAUAGAGUUCUCAUUUUUACUCAAAUGACUAGGAUGUUAGAUGUACUCGAAGCUUUUCUUAAUUUCCAUGGUCAUAUAUACUUGCGUUUAGACGGCACUACUAGAGUAGAUCAACGGCAGGUACUAAUGGAAAGAUUUAAUGGGGACAAACGAAUAUUUUGUUUUAUACUAUCUACAAGAUCCGGUGGAGUCGGUGUGAAUUUAACAGGAGCAGACACAGUCAUAUUUUAUGAUAGUGACUGGAAUCCUACAAUGGAUGCUCAGGCACAAGAUAGGUGCCAUAGAAUAGGUCAAACACGCGACGUACAUAUUUACAGAUUGGUAAGCGAAAAAACUGUAGAAGAAAAUAUUUUGAAGAAAGCUAAUCAAAAAAGAUUACUUGGAGAUCUUGCUAUCGAAGGUGGAAACUUUACAACAGCUUACUUUAAGAGUUCUACCAUUCAAGAUCUCUUUAAUAUCGAUCAAUCUGAAAAUGAUGCAUCAACCAGGAUGGCAGAAGUACUUGAACAAAAAGAUCGAGAUAAAUCCAUGAGCAAGGAUUCCUCGGGUGUACAAAUACCAAAUCUGUCACAACACGUUGAAGAUAAAGUUGCAAUGGGUGCUCUUGAAAAUGCUCUUGCAGCUGCGGAAGAAGAUCUCGAUGUUCAGGCAGCUAAAAUAGCAAAAGCUGAGGCAGUUGCUGAUUUAGCAGAAUUUGACGAGAAUAUUCCUUUAGAUGAUGUAGAAAAAGAAGACCUUCAAGUUAGCAAGGCGGAACAAGAAGUACAGAAUUUAGUGUCUCAGUUAACGCCAAUUGAACGAUACGCGAUGAAGUUCGUGGAAGAGUCUGAAGGUGCGUUUUCAGCCGCACAAUUGGCGGCCGCCGAACGUGAACUCGAAGAACAGAAGAAAGAAUGGGAAAUGGAUCGUUUGCGUGCACUUCGCGAGGAAGAGGAAAGACGUAUGCGACUGGCUGAUGAUGACGAGAAACCUCUGACCUUUGGACGUGAGGACGCGCAGAAUCAGAUAUGGUUGUCAGACGACACGAUGGAGCCAAUGCCGAUGUGGUGCCCACCAACUCCUCCAACAACAGAUAAUGAUGUCUACAUUGAUUACUCUCUCGGAUUUUUGUAUGAAAAUACACCAAUGUCAGAAGCGCAAUUACCUCCUAUCUAUAUUAAGAAAGAACAAAAACGAGUUAGAUGUGACGCAGGAAUAAAUGAACGAGAUGGACGACGUCCGAUGAAGGUGCGACAGAAAGAGGAAUCUGUAUUUGCGCCUCGUUCCUUAUUCGAUAGACCAUCAACGUCUUUGAAAAAUCGUAGAGAUAUGAAGUUCCAGAAAUAUCGUGAAAUCGUUAGACCUACUAUAUCAAUGCCUAGUGGUAUAAAACCAUCGCAUAUGACGAAAAAUUCUGUCGAACAAGACCAACACAUGUUGGAAUGGAUAAUACACGAGGAUUGGGCAUUGCUUCAAGCGAUUCAAUUUUAUCAAGGCUUACCUCUUAAUUUGCUAAUAGUGUCUCCUGGACAAACUCCAAAUUGGGAUUUGGUUGCAGAUAUUGUUACUAACACCUCGAGAAUAUACAGGUCAUCUAAACAAUGUAAAAAUCGUUACGAAACCGUGGUUGUUCCUAGAGAAGAAGGGAAACUUCUUUACGAUACAACACCAAAGAAACAAAAGAAACAAAAAGGCGUAUAUAAAAUACCUCAAGUCUCUGAGCAACAAACUAAAACGAAUAGGCCGAUGCGAACAUCUCAGUUAUAUAAUCAAGAUAAAAAUCACUCAUUCACGAUGAUGUGUUGCCAGAGAUUUGAGAUGAUCAAAUCUAUUUCUAACAAAAGAAAUUCUACCGUUAAACCUUUAUUAGUAAAUCCUUUGAUGAAGAAUCCUACGAAUGCAGCAGUUUUAGCUGAAUGUAACAUUCAAUAUGACAGUCCACUGUCACCGAUAGAAGUCGCUACACGAAGAGCUGAUAGAAUAGCAAAAGAAAAACUAAAGCAGCAGCACGCUGUUUUAACUGCGGAACAACAGCAGCAAGCGGCAGCACGUUUGUUGCAACAACAACAACAACAACAGCAGCAGCAACAAGCACAACAGCAACAACAAGCUCAACAACAGCAACAAGUUCAACAACAACAGGUACAACAGCAGCAACAGCAAAUUAAAUUGCAGCAGCAACAGCAACAAUCGCAACAAACGAUAUCGAAUAAUACACCUCCUCAGGUGCACCAAUUGGCACAAGUAGUGACGACCGUAGCAACGAAUGUUCUUACAUCUAUGAAGACUGUAACAACAAUGAACAGUGUCACGACUUGUGCCACGACGAUGGUCACUACAACAGUUAAAGCGCGACAAGGUGGUGCAUUAACUAUGCAAGACGUAAGAGCAACUCCAACUGUUGUUAGUGUAUCUAAUCUUCAAGCAGCUCAGAGAAUUGCAACGGCUGGUUUAGUAUCAGCUGCUCAGAGUUCUGCAGGUGUGACACCUAAGGGAAUAGUCGGUGUUACCGUAGCCUCGGCAUCUGGUAGCAAGACUAUUACAGCUGCCCAAUUUCAAUAUUAUCGUCAGCAGCAACUUCUUUUAAGACAGCAACAACUGAAGGUUAUCCAGGCACAAGGAGUCGCCGGGCAAAAAGUCUCAGUAGCUGCUUCUGCUGCUGCAGCACAACAAAGAGCAACAUUAAUGAAACAGGGUAUUGCUACUGCGACUGCUGCUCAAGGUGGUGUUGGAAAACAAACAGUAGCAAGGGCAGUAUCAGAGACUGAAAUGGCAGCUUUAAUAAAGAGGCAAACUUUACAGCAACAAGCUAAUAAGACCGUAGCUCAAGUUCAAGUACCUACUCAAUCUGGGCUUACACCAGCGCAAAUAUUUGCGCAAACUGGAUUACAAGUUCAGCCAGCGGGUACAUCAGCUAGCGGUGCACCGGUAGCUACUUUGGUAAAAGCUGGUGUGAGAACUGCUACACCACAGCAAAUUCGACAGUUGGCACUUCAUCCUCAAAUUAUAGCUCAGAGAAAGCUGCCAGCUCAAAAAGUAGCGCAAUUAGCUCAAGUUACUACUAAAGGUGGGGUACAAACGCAACUAAUUGUUCAACAGAAAUCUUUACCGACUGCCAUGACAAUGCAACAAAUUCAACAAGUAAUGAAGCAUGUACAGCCAUCUACUAUGCAACAAUUUACACAUGUUUCAACGGGACAAACUGUUUCGCAACCAGGUCAAGUAGUUUUAGCCAAAUCUCCUUUGCAAACUCGAGUAAUACCAGUAGCUCCAGCUUCCUUAAAGCAAACUAUUCAAGUAGUUACUGCCGGUAACCCACAGUUAAGACAAACAGCGCCAGUUCAAGGAAAACCGAUUGUUACCACAGCAAGAGGUAGUCCAGGUUCCAGUCAAGUUAGACUUCAAACUAUUGCACAUCAAGUUCACCCACAGCAAGUGCAACAGCAACAACAACAACAGCAACAGCAGCAACAAACACAAGAUACUCAACCAAAAUAAUGUGGUUGGUAAGUAUACGUUUUUACAUGUUAUAUAAGAAGUUGUAGACGUGUUCACAAUUGUUAGGCUCUACAAUUGAAAAGAACUUAAGUUCGAUUGUUUGUUCAGAAUUUACUAUAAUUCGUUAAUCAAAAACACAUUCCAUACUAAACUAUAAAUAUUUGAAUUAUAAUUUUUUGAUUUUCUUACAUAACGAUAGUUUAGUCUCAUAGAUAAUAUCUCGCGAUAAUCAUUAUGUGAAUAUUUAUUAAUAAGUAAAAAUAGUACAUAGAUUUAAUUGUAAAUUGUACAUUAAAAUUAAUCAUUUGUUUGAAUUAUUUAACGAGCAGAGAGAGUAAAGUGAAUUUCAUCAAGUUUAAGUUCUAUUUUAUUUAGAAACAUUGCGAAAGUGCAUAAGUGUGUAUAAUAUAAAAAUAUAUAUUUGCAACAUGCAAUGCAUAUAUUUUAUAUUUAUAUAUCACAUUUAUCAAGUUAAUUAUGUAGGAAAACCUCAAGAUUAUUUUGAGGAAUUAUAAUAAUAGGUUAUUAUAUACAUAAGUGCUUCCGAUUUCUAUUAUAUAAUAU